CUCGGGCAACUGCGCGCGACAAUAGCCCACCUCUCACCACUACCGUUGCCGUAGUUACCUGUGUACCCGCCAGAACGGGUAUGCGCACGAGCGACCAUUGGGCAGGAAGGAAGAAGGAUCGAAGGGGGAGAGAGGCAAGGAAGGGAGGAAAGGAAGGAGGGAGCGGAAUUAGUCAGCGAUAGAGGGGAGGAGAGGAGGCGAGGCGGCGGGUUGUUAUGCCGAGGUGGACGUGGCGGGUCCGGCGGAGUUAGCUACAAGUGACCGAGGCGGACAGCAAUGCACCGGACCACCCGCAGGCUGGUGCCAGUCCGGUGUGGGUGGUGACCACAGCAGUGAGGAGACACUCUGAGGAACACGCCCCCCACCGCCACUCAGGACGGGUACAUUUCUACAGGGGAGGGAGGAAGGACCAGGGCGGAGAAGGUUUUGGUCCCAAGCGCUACCCGAGGUGUUGUACCGCAGAUAGGUGAGGAGGAUCAGCCCCGCCCCUCACCAUGACGGACUUGGAGGCCGAUUGUUUGAGCCUCGGCCUGCCCCCUGAGUGCAGCUCCCCUCCCCCUUCCCUAGACGUCCCGGAGGUGGCCGAGCCUCUGGUGAUGCUGCCGUGCGUGAAGAGUGAGCCGGAGGACGGAGACCUGGAGCCCAUCUGCACCGUGGACCUGUCGGAGAUCCAGCCGCUGUCCACCGCCGAGCUGGGCCACGAGCAGAUCAAGAUGGAGAUCAGCGGCCUCGACUACAUCAAGUCGGAGCACCACGGCCAUCACGGGGACCAGCACCUGGGCCAAUUCACCCACAGCGAUGCCACGGAGCUGGACUACAAGUCCCACUACGAGCCCAGCUCCGUGUUUGACUACAUCUCCCAGGUGACGGACACGCUGGAGUACAUAAAGUCGGACCACCACGUGGACCUGCAGUGUUACUACACCACUGAGCUGAGCGGCCUGAAGUGUGAGUACCCCGACAACAUGUCCGGCCACCUGCCGCACAACGGCCUGGAGUCCAUCCACAUGGCCGAGCUGCGCACCGAGCUCAACAAGCUGCGGCCCGACGCGCUGCUCUUGGAAGGCAUGAAGCUCGAACCCGAGUUCGGAGGGGGGGGCGCUGUACGAGCUGCAGCCGUCAGAUGGGGAAGUCAGCGGGGGGAGGUGGCGGGGCAGGGAAGGUCGACCAAAACCCAGAACGCCACGUUGAGAAAAAAUCGCAACAUGCAGGGGGAGAAGCCCUUCUCCUGCACGCAGUGCGGGAAAAACUUCAGCACGCUGGGCAACCUGAAAACUCACCAGCGCAUCCACACCGGGGAGCGGCCUUACACCUGCUCGCAGUGCGGCAAGAGCUUCGGUCAGGCGGGGAACCUGAAGCGCCACCAGCUGAUCCACACGGGGCAGAAGCCCUACGUGUGCGCGCACUGCCCCAAAGGCUUCACCAAGGCCGACGACCUGCGCUCGCACCAGCGGCUGCACACAGGCGAGCGGCCGUUCAUCUGCGUCACCUGCGGGAAGAGCUUCGGCCAGUCCAAGGAGCUGAAGGCACACCAGCUGAGCCACACAGGAGAGCGGCCGUACUGCUGCCAGCACUGCGGCAAGAGCUUCACCAAGGAGUCCAGCUACCGCAACCAUGUGCAGAUCCACACGGGCGAGAAGCCCUACACCUGCUCACAGUGCGGCAAGACUUUCAGCAACUCGGGCGUACUAAAAACCCACGAAAAGAUCCACUCGGGCGAGCGGCCUUUCGGCUGCACGCAGUGCGGGAAGAGCUUUGGCCGCCUUGGACACCUGAAGGCUCACCAGCAGAUCCACACGGGGGAGCGGCCGUACGCCUGCCCCCACUGUGGGAAGACUUUCAGCCAGUCGGGCCACCUCAAAGCUCACGAGCAGAUCCACAAGCGGGAUCGUGCCGACACGGCCAACGGCGGCAGCAUCGGCGGCAGCAUCAGCAGCAGCAGCAGCAGCAGCAGCAGCAGCAGCAGCAGCAGCAGCAGUGGCAGUGGGGGGGGCAGCGACAGCAGCUAAACUCCACACCCUUUAACCUCUCGGAGAAACAAAGUAUUAUUCCUCUUUUUUUAUAAAUACUAUAUAUAAAGUUUUUUCCUUAUGAAUCUUUUCUUACAUUUUCAUACCUUUUGCAUUAUAUCUGUGGGCAGGGUGCUCUGACUGAUUUGCUCUUAUGCAAGUGUCUGCGUGUGUGUUCAUGUACUGUGUGUUUGUGAGGGGGGGGGGGGUGGGGCGGGGCUGUAGAUAAUCUUUAAACUGAAGUCCCACUACUUAUUCUGAUACAAGCACAAAUACUUCAGUGACCAAUCUUGAGUACUUAAUUUAGUUUUUUACUGAAAGAGACCAGCAGCUGAACCAGGACGCUGUUUACUCAUCCUCAAUACUAUCAUUAUUAGUAGUAGUAUUAUUAAUAUUAGUAUUAAUAUUAGUAUUAUAUUUCACCAGCGCUCAGGUGUUUCCUUACGCAGUACUUCACAGUGAGUACUUGUACAUGAUAAUGUGUAACAGAAUACAGAAAUGUUUUUUACUUUUAUAGCCUCAUUUCAAAUGUUUCUUAUCUGGAUUAAAUCCAGAGGCAAUUUACUUCACUACUGUUUGCACACAAACGAUGAUGGAGAGAGGUGAUGUUACAUUUAAAAAAAAAAUAAUAACUCAGAGAUUAAAGUGGUACAUAUA
Molecule: messenger RNA, 2666 nt
Organism: Trematomus bernacchii (emerald rockcod)
Lineage: Eukaryota; Metazoa; Chordata; Actinopteri; Perciformes; Nototheniidae
Biological process (GO): negative regulation of transcription by RNA polymerase II
Molecular function (GO): DNA-binding transcription repressor activity, RNA polymerase II-specific
Source: RefSeq, a predicted model, not a curated record